Telopea speciosissima is the source of this 2224-nucleotide messenger RNA. RefSeq lists its product as uncharacterized. The record is from RefSeq and is a predicted model, not a curated record. Lineage: Eukaryota; Viridiplantae; Streptophyta; Magnoliopsida; Proteales; Proteaceae. The transcript is spliced from 6 exons. Gene Ontology annotation, biological process: regulation of asymmetric cell division. The coding region runs from base 339 to 2009 and encodes 556 amino acids.
AAUAGAGGCGCUGUGGGUUAUUUAUUUCGCUGUCUUGGUAUUUAAUGCUAAAACCGGCCGUUUUAGUAAGACGUUCUGAAGAGCUUCUCCUUUAACGAAUAUAAAUACCCAGAGAGAGCUAUUUUGACUUUUAUGACUGCCUUAGGACCAAGACAAAGGGGCUGUCUUUUGUUCUCAGUUGGAGCGAUAAAGGAAAAGGAGUACGCUUUUAGACUAAUAAAAGGAGUGGAGACUGGAGCUUGGUUCACUUAGUUGAUGAUAUGUACUAAUGUAUGAUUGCUCAAAAUGAUGUAAGAAGCUGAUGUAACUUAAGGACAGCCACCCAACUUUUGUAGACAAUGAAACUUGAUAAUGAGCAAAUGCGUGGUCAUUCAACACUUUUGUUUAAGCCUGUUUGCAAAUCUCUUAUCAAUCCUUUGAAGAUGGAGGAGUUGAAAUUGGAAAAGGAGAUCUUAACUGAAGACCAACACAGAAUGACAUCCGGUAUAAAGAGCCAAAACUGUGAGAAGGUAGAUCCAUUAGUAACCGAGGACAACAGUGACGAUAGAGUGGGAAACAAACCAAAAUUACUCAAUUUCGUUGAUAGGGAUGAUAUAAUAAAUAGGAGAGGAAACAAGAUGGAAGACUGUGAGAUACUCUGCACAAUUCCGUCAACUGAAGUGGAAUUGUCUGAGAAAGGAGAAUGUUAUACUGACAAGAGUGUUAUGGACUGCGAAGUGCCAGAGCAAAUUGCAUGUUUCAAGGUGGAUGCUUGUCAUGUGGUUAAGGAUAUCUGUGUUGAUGAGGAAGUUCCUUUCCUGGACAAGGUUUUAAUAGAACUUGGUGAAGUGGAUCUUAAACGCAGGUUUCAGCCUUCUUAUUUGAAUUUUACUGAUGCGAGCAGAAAAUCAGUUGACUCCCCAUCACUCAUUUCAGAUGGGAUGAAGUCUGUCGUUGGACAUUAUCACAAUAUGGAUAUCUCCGGUCAAUGUGGUUCUCAGAACUUGACACACGAAAGUGAUGAAAAUAUUCACCCUGAAGAUGACAUUACACACAAUGAAAUGAAUUCAGUGGAUGAACAUAUUCAUGAUGAGAAUGUUUCCAUCCAAUAUUGUUCUAAGAAUCAAUUGCAAAAAGGAGAGGCAAAUAUUGACGCCAAAGAUGAGAUCCCACACUGCAUCCCUGAUAAGAGGGUAGUUCCUGAAAAUUUGCUUUUGUUUCAUAAUUGGGAGAAAGAGAACUGCCACCUUGAUUCAUACCCAUUUAAGAGUGAUAAAGGCCAGCAACAUUCUGAGCAAGAACAACUCUGCAGUGUUGAGAAUUUGUUGCAUAAAAAUGAAGGAAAGAUUGAUGAAAAUGAGGAUAUUACCAAAGGCGUCUCUGAUGAUGUUCUUCCUCUAAAUGUGCCUUUGUUGCAAAAGCCUGGAAUUGAAAAUUCUCGCCCUGCGUCGUCCAAUUUUAACGGCAAUGAAGAUGAACAACAAUCUGAUCAGGAUACAAGUAACGAGCUCAUCACAUCGUACUCUGUUGUGUGUUUUGCGGCUGGACAACCCAGCAACAGCAACCGCGUCGACAGGCCUCCCUUUGAUUCUAAGGUAGAGAGGGGAAGCAUCACUUUCAAUUUUGACUCUCCAAUAACAAGCAGUAAAGAGGAGAGCCCAUAUAAUGCUAAUGACCAACGUCUUCAACCUCUACCUGGGGGACUUGAAGAUGGAACAGUGGAUAGUCUAACAACUUCCAGCCGUAGCUUUUUUAUUCAAGAUGGUCACGGAGAGUCGAGUUUCUCAGCAGUGGGUCGUGUCUCAGGUCCAAUAUCAUACUCAGGCCCAAUAUCACACUCAGGGCCAGUACCAUAUUCUGGUAGCAUUUCUCUCCGUUCAGAUAGUAGCACAACCAGCACCCGUUCCUUUGCUUUCCCAGUGCUACAUGCAGAAUCAAAUGGCAGCCCAGCUAAAAUGGCAAAAGCUGAUCGGAGACGUUUCCAAAAGCACCGGGGUUGGAGGCAGAAGCUUCUUUGCUGUAGAUUCUGACUUCUCCUCAUCCACUUAGUUAAGCUCAAAUAUACAUCAUCUAAAUGUUACUCAUAAUAUCUUUCAUCCUUUGUACCCAAGCUUGGUGUGUUUGUGCAGUGGGUUCCAAUUAUAGUUCUUUGAGUUAUAGCAUGAGGUGUGCAAAUUGAGAUGUAAGCAACCUUUAUUGAUACCAUUGUCAUAGUCAUCGUAUAUAUAUCAAAUUAAUUUUUUUU